This is a messenger RNA of Baudoinia panamericana UAMH 10762, 1653 nucleotides long. RefSeq lists its product as uncharacterized. Gene Ontology annotation, molecular function: hydrolase activity, acting on carbon-nitrogen (but not peptide) bonds. The coding region runs from base 238 to 1593 and encodes 451 amino acids. The transcript has a single exon. NCBI's taxonomy places the organism in Eukaryota, Fungi, Ascomycota, Dothideomycetes, Mycosphaerellales, Teratosphaeriaceae. The record is from RefSeq and is a predicted model, not a curated record.
ACGGUGCUCAUCCUUGGGGUAUGGAGAUGUACAGUAAGCAAGCCUAAAGCACUCGACGCGGACAAUGUGAAAGCGUACAACCUGCGGGUUCACAAGGCCUUCGGUUGUAAUCUCGUAUCCGGGUUUGUUAUCUACCCGCGAGCGUACCAACGAUACUUGGCAGACAGACAGACUGUGCGUCCGCGACGUUAUGACGGACGUGUAAGGCGUUCGAUAUAAUACUACAGGAGCUGCACCAUGACUACAGCUACCAACAAGCCGUGGGUACGCGGCCCACCGGCACGAUAUCGACUCGUCGAUUGUACCCUUAUCGAUCCCAAAGACGGCGCAGUCCACCCAAGGGUAGUCGUCGACCUCAAAGAUGGUAUCGUUUCCCGCAUGUCCAAGCUUGGCAAGUGGCCUUCGCCCGGAGACGAAGCACUGAGCUGGACCCAGGGCGAGGAUAUCCACGUUGUCAACAUGGACGGCCGCUUCUUGUUGCCCGGUCUGAUAGACUGUCAUGUCCACCUCCAAGCCGCUCCAGGCGAGACGGGUCUCAAGGACUCCAUCAAUCAGGAUCACGACACAAAUUUGCUCCGUCAGCCUUAUGUUGCCCGGGAAAUGCUGAGGAGAGGCUUUACCAGCGUUAGAGACUGCGCUGGAGCUGGCCAAGCAAUCAAAGAAGCCUUCGCCGAAGGCCUGUUUCCCGCACCGCGACUCUUCACAUCUGGUCACGGCAUCUCGCAGACUGGCGGUCAUGGCGACCUCAGGGCCGCGAAAGACGCCGAGUAUGCCUGCUGCGGUGGCAACACGCGCGGACUCGGCCGUAUCGCAGAUGGUGUCGAGCAGUGUCUUCACGCUGCAAGAGAGGAGCUGAGGUGUGGUGCUGACUUCAUCAAGAUCAUGGUCUCUGGCGGAGUAGCGUCGCCCACUGACAAGCUGACGAGCCCGCAAUACACGGCCGAGGAGAUUCGUGCAUUCACCAAAGUCGCAGCUGAUGCCGGCACGUACGUGACCGCGCACGCUUACACGCCAGCAUCGAUACAGAACGCUAUUUUGAACGGCGUGAGUGGCAUUGAGCACGGCAAUCUCAUCGACGAGGCCACCGCCAAACUCAUGGCUGAGCGAGGCGUCUUCCUCACACCAACGCUCAUCACUUACAGCGCCAUGGCGUCCACAGAAUUCGCCGGCUUCUUGCCACCUGCGAUAGCGGAGAAGAACUUCCAAGUACUCUCCGCUGGGAAGCGCAGCAUCCAGCUAGCUGAUGCCGCUGGGGUGACGAUGUGCUACGGAAGCGACCUCCUAGGGCCAAUGCAGGUCAAGCAGUCCGGCGAGUUCAUGCUUCGCAAAGAAGCCGGGCUAAGCGCGCUCAAGAUUCUACAGAGCGCGACUGUUAACGCGGCGCGGAUGCUUCGACAGGAGGAGAAGCUGGGCCGCGUGAAGGAAGGCUUCUUUGCGGACCUGAUCGUGCUCAAUGCGAACCCACUCGACGAUAUGGAAGUAUUGGCGCACCCAGAGCGGCAUCUGCUUGCUGUUUUCAAGGAGGGUAGAGUGGUGGAGAGUCGCUGGUCAAAGCUGCCGAGCGACCUCGACCGAGUCUCGCUCAUCGAAUAGCAGCUUUUCGGCCGGGCAGCGAUUGCGGGAUCUUGGACGUCUUCCUGAAUGAGGCAGAUC